GCUUUUUGAAACUCUAGUGGUUCUGCACAGCUUUGGCAGUAACUGCAGGGCUGCUCACAAAUGCAACUGUGAGCAGAAGGAUUAGCAAUGCAUUCUGUGAAGAGAAUGUCUUAGGAUCUGCCACAUCUCCCUCUAAAAAAGUAUUAAAGAACGACAUGGAUCAAGUAGAACAGCUUUCAGCCACCAGAAGGAAGAGCUGCCUCUCAGUUGACAAGAAAAAGAGCAAUGGCUGUAGAACCGUUGUGGGAUUUUUAUGCAUAUUCCCUGUGGUGGCUUUGCUGGCUGUGGUGGGAGAUCCAGCUGGAGCUGCAGUUCAGAAAAGUCAGGAAGACGCCACAUCACCCGGUCUUCAUGGAGCGAGUGCUUCUGCUUUGCACAGUCCAGCUUUCCCACCUCGGCCUCCAGCACGGAGAAAACGAUACACGAUCACACCGGGGCACUUGAAAUGGGACCACUUCAACUUGACCUACAAAAUCCUGUCCUUUCCGAGGAACCUCAUAAACGCCAGGGACACGCGCAGGGGACUGGCGGCUGCGUUCCGAAUGUGGAGUGAGGUUUCGCCGUUCAGCUUCAGAGAAGUGCCGCGCCACGUCCCUAGUGACUUGAAAAUAGGCUUCUACUCCAUCAAUCACACAGACUGUCUGGAGUCUCUCAUUCACCACUGCUUCGAUGGAACGACAGGGGAACUUGCCCACGCCUUCUUCCCGCCCAACGGGGAAAUCCAUUUUGAUGACCACGAGUAUUGGAUAUUGGGGAAUACCCGGUUCAGCUGGAAAAAAGGUGUUUGGCUUACGGAUCUGGUGCACGUCGCAGCUCACGAGAUAGGACACGCCUUAGGACUCAUGCACUCCCUGAACCCCAACGCCCUCAUGCACAUCAAUGCCACUUUGACUGGGAAAAAGACCAUCUCUCAGGAUGAAGUCUGGGGAAUCCACAGACUUUACGGCUGUAAAGACAGAUUAUUUAUGUGCCCAGCGUGGGGACAAAAAGGUUUCUGCGAGAAACGCAGGAAGCUGAUGAAGAAGCACUGUCCCUCCACCUGUGACUUCUGCUAUGAAUUCCCAUUUCCCACGGUCCCCCCUACUCUGCCCCCGCCAAGGACAAAGACCAAAACUGUUUCUGAAGGCAGGAAUGUCACCUUCCGCUGCGGACAGAAGAUAAUUCAUAAAAAAGGCAAAGUCUACUGGUAUAAAGAUAAGGAGCUUCUGGAAUACUCAUAUCCAGGUUACCUGUCCUUAAACGAAGAUCACAUGAGCAUCAUUGCAAAUGCAAUUAAUGAAGGAACUUACACUUGUAUAGUGAAGAAAAAAGAAAGAAUCUUGACUACUUAUUCCUGGAGAAUCAGACUGAAGCACUAA
Messenger RNA from Leptosomus discolor (cuckoo roller), 1358 nucleotides. It is a transcript of the gene MMP23B, whose product is annotated as matrix metallopeptidase 23B. Gene Ontology annotation, cellular component: extracellular matrix. Gene Ontology annotation, molecular function: metalloendopeptidase activity; zinc ion binding. Gene Ontology annotation, biological process: extracellular matrix organization; proteolysis; collagen catabolic process. The record is from RefSeq and is a predicted model, not a curated record. NCBI's taxonomy places the organism in Eukaryota, Metazoa, Chordata, Aves, Leptosomiformes, Leptosomidae.